This is a messenger RNA of Diorhabda carinulata, 1402 nucleotides long. RefSeq names its product inward rectifier potassium channel 18-like. Gene Ontology annotation, biological process: regulation of monoatomic ion transmembrane transport; potassium ion import across plasma membrane. The record is from RefSeq and is a predicted model, not a curated record. Gene Ontology annotation, cellular component: plasma membrane. Gene Ontology annotation, molecular function: inward rectifier potassium channel activity. NCBI's taxonomy places the organism in Eukaryota, Metazoa, Arthropoda, Insecta, Coleoptera, Chrysomelidae. The coding region runs from base 192 to 1385 and encodes 397 amino acids. The transcript has 3 exons.
CCUUUCUUCACAGUAAAUUUGAGUUAACGAGAUAAUAAAAGAAUGCAAAAUUGUUACAAUCAACAUUUGACUUGACUUAAAUCAACUUAAGAUGCUGCAGAAAAACCGAAAUAUUUAGUUUUGUUGUUGGAAGUGCGUUAAAAAUGUUUGAUACCAUCAAAAUAUUUUAAAUAACUUAAUAACAAUAAUAAAUGAAUCCGGAUACUAUAAUAAUUGAACGUGGUGAUGAAAACAAAAAAAGAAAAUUCGAUUCAGAAGUUCAAAUACCAAUGAAAACCGUAAAACAUACACCAAGAAAACAGUAUUUAUUAGUAGAGGACAACGAUGAUAAUAAAAGGAGUAAUUAUUCUGUAAGAGCUGUAUCCAAAACUGGAGAAUGUAAUAUAUUUCCAUCAAAUGUAGAAAAAAAGAAAUUUCUUCGUGAUUUUUUCACAACAUUAAUCGAUAUGAAAUGGAGAUACACACUCGCAAUAGUUUCAUUGGGUUUCAUAAUAACUUGGACGCUAUUUGCUAUCAUUUGGUGGUUGAUAGCAGUAUACCAUGGAGAUCUAGAGGAAAAUCAUCUCCCGAUGCACCAAGCUGCUUCGAAUUGGACACCUUGCGUGACGGAUAUCCACGAUUUCACCUCUUGCUUCUUAUUUUCAGUGGAAACUCAACAAACUACAGGUUAUGGUGAAAAAAGACCAACGGAGAAAUGUAUCGAUGCCGUAAUAUUGAUGUGCAUUCAAAACGUAGUUGGUCUAAUUGUAGACGCUUUUCUUGUAGGCGUUUUCUUUGCGAAACUUACCAGACCGAAACAUCGAACUCAAACAAUACAAUUUUCUAAAUGCGCCGUUAUUUCCAUGCGAGAUAACAAAUUGUGUCUUAUGAUAAGACUUGGCGAUAUGAGAGAAAGAAGUCGAAUAAUAGAAGCCAAAGUGAAAGUUCAGAUGGUGAAACAAAAAGUUUCUAAAGAAGGCGAAUACUUUUCUAAUUAUUUGAUGAAACUGCCUACUAAUAUAGACGAUUGCGAGAACGAUCUACUGUUCAUUUGGCCAAUGACUGUUGUCCACGUGAUCAAUUCCUCUUCUCCGCUAUAUAAUAUAUCCAAAAACGAUUUACACAAACGACAUUUCGAAAUAAUCAUCAGUUUAGAAGGUACUAUUGAAAGUACAGAUCAAAAAACGCAAGCUAGAUCCAGUUAUUUAGCCGAUGAAAUCAUAUGGGGUUACAGAUUUGCCUCAAUGAUAUCUAUUUGCACCAAAAGGAAUGGUUAUAAAAUUGACUAUACUAAAUUUGACGAGACUAUUGAAAGUAGCACUCCGAAUCAAUCUGCUGCCGAAUUAGAUCUUUUAAAAAGUGGAUGUAGUUCUGGUAUCAAACAUUUAAUGAGAGAAGUUCAAUAAAUUUGACUACAUCUCUA